CACACAGAUUCUCUUCCUCCUCCGCCUGCCUGUGUUGUGGUUUUUCAUCGGCAUCUCGCGGUGGUGAAAGUUGUGCAUUUCUUGCCGAUCAUCCCGGGUUUUUGAACAAGUUCACCGAAAUGGCGUGCAGAAUCUUCCACCUGUCACGGGCCGUGCUCCGCGGGCAGGCCAAACUGGCCGCGAUCGCCCAGCAGCAGUCCGCGAGGGCGCUGGCCACCACCGCCAAGGCUAGCAAAGACGUUGGCUUCCGCACCGAGUCGGACACUUUUGGCGAGUUGAAAGUGCCGAACGACAAGUACUAUGGCGCGCAGACUGUUCGUUCCACGAUGAACUUCCCGAUCGGAGGACCAACCGAGAGGAUGCCCCAGCCGGUCAUCACUGCCAUGGGAAUUCUGAAGAAGGCUGCGGCCCUCGUCAACAAAGAGUACGGUCUGGACCCGAAGGUUGCGGACGCGAUCGCGCUGGCCGCGGAUGAUGUCAUCUCGGGCAAGCUGUAUGACGAUCACUUUCCGUUGGUCAUCUGGCAGACCGGUUCUGGCACUCAGUCCAACAUGAACGUCAACGAAGUCAUCAGCAAUCGGGCGAUCGAGUUGAUGGGCGGCACACUGGGUUCCAAGACGCCGGUUCACCCGAACGAUCACGUCAACAAGUCCCAAUCUUCGAACGAUACCUUCCCGACCGCGAUCCACGUUUCGGUGGCUCGCGAGUUAACCGGAAAUUUGAAGCCGGCCAUCCAGACGCUGCACGACGCGCUUAAAGCCAAGUCGGACGAAUUCAAGGACAUUAUCAAAAUUGGCCGCACGCACACCCAGGAUGCGGUUCCGCUGACGCUCGGUCAGGAGUUCAGCGGCUAUGUCCAGCAGAUGGAGUUUGCGCUGCAGCGAAUUGAAGCCUGCCUGCCACGCGUGUACAUGCUGGCCCUCGGAGGUACCGCUGUCGGCACUGGCCUCAACACGCGCAUCGGAUUCGCCGAGAAAUGCGCCGCCAAAAUCUCCGAACUCACCGGCCUGCCGUUUGUCACUGCCCCCAACAAGUUUGAAGCGCUGGCCGCUCGUGACGCCAUGGUCGAGGUCUCCGGAUGCCUCAACACCAUCGCCGUCAGCUGCAUGAAGAUCGCCAACGAUAUCCGAUUCCUCGGAUCGGGUCCCCGUUGCGGCCUCGGUGAACUCAGCCUGCCAGAAAACGAACCCGGAAGCUCGAUCAUGCCCGGAAAGGUCAACCCAACCCAGUGCGAAGCCAUGACUAUGGUUUGCGCUCAGGUUAUGGGCAACAACGUCGCCGUCACCGUCGGUGGAUCCAACGGUCACUUUGAACUCAAUGUGUUCAAACCGUUGGUCGUCUCGAAUGUACUCCGAUCGAUCCGACUCCUCUCCGACAGCGCGCGCACCUUCAGCAAGAACUGCGUCGUCGGCAUCCAGGCGAACCGGGCCAACAUCGACAAGAUCAUGAACGAGUCGUUGAUGCUGGUGACGGCGCUGAACCCGCACAUCGGGUACGACAAGGCGGCCAAGAUUGCCAAGACGGCCCACAAGGAGGGCACGACGUUGAAGCAGGCCGCCCUCAAGCUGGGCUACCUGAACGAGCAGCAGUUCAACGAGUGGGUCCGCCCGGAGAACAUGCUGGGACCGAAGUGAGGAGGAGCGAGAGAGCGCUGCGAAUCAGGUGAAUAAUUUUGAUUGUUUACUUAUUAUUAUUAUUUUCUAUAAAGAACAGAAGAGUUUUGUGUCGUAAAACGAA
Molecule: messenger RNA, 1737 nt
Organism: Culex pipiens pallens (northern house mosquito)
Lineage: Eukaryota; Metazoa; Arthropoda; Insecta; Diptera; Culicidae
Product: fumarate hydratase, mitochondrial-like
Exons: 3
Coding region: 120-1634 (504 amino acids)
Biological process (GO): malate metabolic process; tricarboxylic acid cycle; fumarate metabolic process
Cellular component (GO): tricarboxylic acid cycle heteromeric enzyme complex; mitochondrion
Molecular function (GO): fumarate hydratase activity
Source: RefSeq, a predicted model, not a curated record